Hemiscyllium ocellatum (epaulette shark) is the source of this 1750-nucleotide messenger RNA. RefSeq lists its product as uncharacterized. The coding region runs from base 66 to 959 and encodes 297 amino acids. The record is from RefSeq and is a predicted model, not a curated record. NCBI's taxonomy places the organism in Eukaryota, Metazoa, Chordata, Chondrichthyes, Orectolobiformes, Hemiscylliidae. The transcript is spliced from 7 exons.
CCCCUGCGCGCCGAGGCCGCCCUGGUGGUUGAAGCCGGAUCGGGGCAGCGGGUGGGCAGGGAGCGAUGGCGUCGUGGGACUCGGUUGAGAUUGUGCAGCGACACUGGGUGCUGGCUGGUUCCCUGGUGGUCUCAGGAAUUGGACUAGUUUUUUUAAGACACUGGUUUUCUGGUGGGGUUUGUAAGAGUAAAGCUCGACUGGAUGGAAAAACAGUGAUCAUUACUGGCGCUAAUGUUGGGAUUGGAAAGGAGACUGCCAAAGACCUUGCUAAGAGAGGGGCUCGUGUGAUAUUAGCUUGCCGUGAUUUGGAAAAAGCCGGACAGGCAGCUAAAGAGAUCAGAAAAGAAAGUGGGAAUGGAAAUGUCGUAGUGCAGAAACUGGAUUUGGCAUCACUUCAGUCCGUGCGUUCCUUUGCAAACAAAAUUACAGAAACGGAAACACGCCUGGACAUUCUCAUUAAUAAUGCAGGUAUCAUGAGGUGCCCAAAGUGGAAGACUGAGGAUGGUUUUGAGAUGCAGUUUGGAGUUAAUCAUUUGGGUCAUUUUCUCCUAACCAACCUGCUGCUGGACCUGCUCAAGAAGUCUGCACCCAGCCGGAUUGUUACUGUAUCCAGUUUAGCCCACAUCCGUGGGAAAAUUAAUUUUGAUGACAUUAAUUUGGACAAUUGUUAUGAUCCUGCUGUUAGUUAUGAGCAGAGCAAGCUGGCCAAUGUACUGUUCACCAGAGAACUUGCAAAGAAAUUAAAAGACACAGGAGUAACUGCCAAUUGUCUCCACCCGGGAGUAAUAAUGACUGAGUUAGUACGUCACAUGUCAAUCUGGUUUAAGAUUCUCCUGGUGCCUGUAUCCUUCCUGACCUUUAAGAGUGUACAGCAGGGAGCUCAAACAAGCAUCUAUUGUGCAGUUUCUGAGGAACUGGACAACGUUAGUGGUCUGUAUUUCAGAUGCAAGAAUUUAUAAUGGAAAUUUGUCACACGACAAGGCGGGAGCAAAUGACCACAAUGUGCUGAAGUAUUUCUCAAUCUGGAUAUGAGAAUGCAAACAGAAUAACAGCAUAGGACUCUGUAAAAUGAGAACUGUAAUACAUCUGUACUUCCUUAUCCAAAAUGUUGCACACCGUCUAGCUCCCCACAAUUGCAUACCAGAUUAGGAAGGUAGCCUCCCGACCAAAGAGUGAGCGCGCUAUUAGUUUUAGCCCCACUCCAGAAGAUACUUCAUUUGAUGUCGGCUGGUACUCCAGUGCUGCGCGAGUGCUGCAUUGAAUUCUGGGCCAACAUAAAUCCCUCGAACGACACAUGACCAUUGGACAGGUGUACGCGCUGUUUUAUGAGACCAUGCUAUGGCAUGUAGCUGUGACUACACCUUGAAAGUUGGUAAAUGCUGUAGUUGUAUAUCCCUCAACCAAAUUUCUUGAAAGCCAACUAUCUGCUGAUUGUCAUGGAGCUCACGAAUGCCCUUCAGGAAAGGAAAUCUGCCAUCCUUGCCUGGUCUGGCCUGCAUGUGACUCCAGACCCACAGCUGCACUGCCCUCACAAUUAGGGACGGGUAACGAAUGUUGGCCUAGCCAGCAACACCCAUGUCUUGUGAAUGAAUAAAAAAAGUUAUUUGUUUGCUAUUUGUGAAACCACAAUUGAUGAAAAUUGGAUACUGAGUUUAUCUACAUUCUAAAGUAAAAACAAUGACUGCAGAUGCUGGAAACCAGAUUCUGGAUUAGUGGUGCUGGAAAAGCACAGCAGUUCAGGUAGCAUCCA